This is a messenger RNA of Cyprinus carpio (common carp), 6577 nucleotides long. RefSeq names its product fidgetin. The record is from RefSeq and is a predicted model, not a curated record. Gene Ontology annotation, molecular function: microtubule severing ATPase activity; ATP binding; ATP hydrolysis activity. Lineage: Eukaryota; Metazoa; Chordata; Actinopteri; Cypriniformes; Cyprinidae.
GUUAACCCGGCUAUUUCCACCGAGGUUAGGAAUUUAACUGGACUACAGGAGAGGAGCGCCUGCCUGCCUGCCUUUAUCGCAACGCAUGUCCAGUCCCUGCAUCACCGCGCUGAAAUGAAGCGCUCGCGCUGUCUGUAUCUAAACGCACAGACUGGGUUUUAAUGCGGGAUGUGAUCGCGCGUGCAGCGGGAUGUUAAAGCUCGGGCGGAUGAAGUUGUUCAGAAAUAGCUGAAUAUGAUUAAUUAUGUCAGUAUUAGAUUUUGCAUUGGAAAGUCAGAGUGGGUGGGGUUGAAAUUCUUACAAAGUAACUUUCUGCUGCACAAGAAGCGCAUUACACACGAUUAUCGUCUGAAAAAGUUUUUUUGCAGCUUUUCUUUUUCGCAUGUCAUGCAUUUUUAAAUACUUGACUUUUAAGCAGAGGAGAUGUGUGUUUUUUUAAGUAAACAGACAUGCGAUGCAUGUAUCCAUGAGGAGAAUUUCGUUUCUUUUUUUAAACCCAGGGAGGUUUUCCUCAGCCUGAGAGAAAAACUGACACGAGCUCGCUGUCGUGGUCAUGUGUUUUUUCCCCUUCCUAUCGCUCCCUCUCUCUCCUCCUCUCUCUCUCCUCCUCUCACAUGUUGUCCAAGAGCUUUUGUUGGUUUUGCCUUCUUAAUUAUAUGCAUGUAGGUUAAAUGAAUACCUGACGACAAGGCCCCUGGUCUUCACAGUGUAAUUCGAUAGCUGAGAGGAAAAAGUGGCUGUAAGCAACCUUUGGAAUUCACGUUUUCUUUUCUCCUGUUUUCGCCUUUGAGAAGAUGAUCACUAGCUCCAGUGUACAUGGCUUAAAGAUGCAGUGGACCCAAGAGCAUGCGCAGUGGGCCGAGCAACAUUUUGACAUCUCAUCCACCACACGUUCCCCCGCACAUAAAGCAGAGGCAUACCGCGGACACCUGCAGCGGACCUACCAGUAUGCCUGGGCCAAUGACGAUAUAUCAGCACUGACAGCUUCCAACCUUCUGAAGAAGUACGCAGAGAAGUAUUCUGGUAUUUUGGAGGGUCCCAGCGAGCGGGCGCUCCUGUGCUCAUACUCCGAGAGCGCCCCAGGACUCUUGAACGGACGUAAGUCGGAGAGCGAAGCAUGGCAGGAGGGGAUCUACCCAAUGAGCUGUGCUGCAGAUGUGGUUUCUGCAAGUAAGACUGGCAUGACGGCUGCCCUGCCUCCUCCAGAUGUGACGGCAAGUGUCGGCAGCUCCACAGGGGUGGCGAGUAGCUUGAGCGAGCCCAGCUACUCCAGCAGUAACUGCGGGAAUCAUGCGUCUACUGCACUGCACUCGGGGAUCCCCUCUCAGGAAUUCGCUAGCAGUUACAAUGGCUCGUACUUGCAUUGCACUUACAGUGGCGGCCAAAGCACACCAGCUCUCCCGUCCCCACAUCCCUCACCUUUGCACAGCGCUGGGCUCCUUCAGCCUCCACCUCCAACUCUAGUGCCCAGCUACAAUGCAAGUUCCCCCAAUCUCUCCAGUUACAAUUACCCUCCAGCAGGUUAUCCCCCACAGACUGCUGUUGCCCCAGGCUACAGCCCAGGUGGAGCACCCCCUCCCUCAGCUUACUUGCCCUCAGGCAUUGCUGCCCCCACUCCCCUACCCCCUUCCACCCUUCCUGGUUACUCCUACCAGUCCCACAACCAUGCACCAAUUGCACCAACACCUUUGAACGGCAGCUCGGCCAACACACUGAAAAGAAAAGCGUUUUACAUGACAGGCCAGGGAGAUAUGGACUCCAGUUAUGGAAAUUUCAACUACAGCCAGCAGCGUUCUGCUCAUAGCCCCAUGUACAGGAUGCCAGACAACAGUCUUGUUGACUCAACCAGAGGGAAUGGAUUUGACAGGAACGCUGAUACAUCAUCUUUGGCGUUUAAGCCCACAAAGCAGUCAAUGCCACCGGAUCAGCAGCGGAAAUUCGGCAGCCAGUCCAUCAGGGCACUAACCCCUCCUUCUUAUGGAUCCUCCAAAGGUUCCUUGGGAUCCCUGCGGCCAGGCGAGUCAUUUGGAAAGUUUGGUUCCCCGGUUUUGAGUGACCACGGUGAUGACAACAGACAGCAUCACCCCCAUUCCAUUGGCACGGCCACUUCAUCCAGCCACCCUGCUGAGGAGCAGUUAAAAAACAGCGAUGCUAGUUUGGUAGAGAUGGUCACCACUGAGAUUCUGCAGCAGACACCUCCUGUGGACUGGAGUGACAUUGCUGGACUGGAGAUGGCAAAAGCCACCAUCAAAGAUGAGGUCCUGUGGCCUAUUCUGAGGCCAGACAUGUACAGCGGUAUGGCCACAUUACCUCGCAGCAUCCUUCUCUUUGGACCUCAGGGCACGGGCCGGACUCUGCUUGGCCGGUGUAUGGCCAGUCAGCUUGGCGCAGCUUUCCUCCUCCUUAGUGGCUCCGCACUGGUCACAAAAUGGCUUGGAGAGGCUGAGAAAAUCGUCCAGGCCUCGUUCCUUGUGGCUCGCUGCCGGCAGCCCUCAGUGGUUUUCAUCAGCGAUGUAGAUCUGCUGUUGUCUGCUCAGUUGAGCGAAGAAAGUCCUGUGAACCGAAUCAAGAGUGAACUCCUCCUCCAGCUAGAUGGAGUUCUAAGUUCUCCAGAGGAACAUGUUCUAGUAGUAUGUUCCACCAGCAAACCCGAAGAGAUCGAUGAGUCUCUACGAAGGUACUUUGUUAAGCGGUUGCUCGUCCCCUUACCAGAUGCCACCGCACGACACCAGAUAAUCAGCCAGCUGCUCUCACAGCACAACUACUGCCUCAGCGACAAAGAGGUUGCGCUGCUUGUUCAGCGGACAGACGGCUUCUCCGGGUUGGAUGUGGUCCGACUUUGCCAGGAGGCCAUGGUUGGUCCUCUCCAUGGUAUGUCUGGCACAGACCUUUCCGGAAUGAUGCCAGCUCAGAUGAGACCGGUGUCAUACCAAGACUUUGAGAAUGUGUUUUGCAAAAUCCAGCCCAGCAUAUCACAGAAAGAACUUGAUACAUACACUGAAUGGAAUAAGAUGUUUGGUUGUAGUCAGUAAAGAGCAAGGGCGUAAUGAAAUCUGUGGGGUGACCUCCUCUACUAUAAGAGGGGAUACAAUUCAGAAUUCUUUGGGUGACACAUACAGUGUGGUUAUUACAAAUGUAGAUGACCUCUAAAGAAGAACCUGAAGGAUGGUCAGAUACAGUUGAAUGAUGCAUGGCUGUACUUAAGUCAAGGUCUGGCCCUUUGCACAUAAUCCAGACAGAGAAAUACUGUUUUCUGGGCUCAGUACUGCAGACGCAGAGCUCCGCUUAACAAGGAACUCUGUAAGUGAGGACAAACUUCUUUGUGUGUAUAUAUCAUUCUGCUGUUUUUGACAUUUUGUUGCUAUGAAGUGCCUGAAGUGGUGCUUUAUUGAUUUGGAUUUGUUUGCCUCACCAUCUACAUUGGUGGCAUGUGCUAAUAUAGAGAGCUUUAACAUGAAAUUAAAUCAGACAUGUUCUGCUUUUCGUUCCUUUCCUUGUUUUCGACACUUCUCUCAAAAGAACAACAGUAUUCCUCAAUCAAGUCUGACCUGUAGACCCCAGGAAGGGCAGGAGAAGGUCCAUGUUGUACUUUGAAUCUGGAUCCUAAGUUAUGAAAUUCGUUUGUGUUUGAUUUUCUUCAAAAACUCAGGAAAGUGAUUGUGAUUUGUACAGUACCUCAAAAAAGAUUAUGCGAUAGCACUACAUACUGCUGACUACAUUGGGAUUGGUUUCUAAUUUGCUUCUUCUAAAAUUCUAGGUUUACCUCUACCAUUUAAAAAAAAUGAAAAGGAUAUGACUAUGAAUGUAACCAGAACAUUUCUGGGUUGUUUAGAAGAAAAAUUUGGGGAGUUUCUUUUACUUCCGUUAUAUUCUUAUUGUUCUUUCUAAAUUACGUUUAAAUUCCAUUGUGGACAUUGCUUUAAGUUUUGAAAGCAGAAUUGUGUGCCAGUAUUGACUACAGCACCUGUUCCUCCCUUCAGUUCAGACUCUACGACGAACGCUCAGAGAUGGGCACUAUUUGUUGUGUAGACAAGGUUCAUCCAAAACAACAUCCAAGCCAGAGUAUGCAGUAGACGUCAACAUUUGCGAUUUCGUCUCCUUUCUGUACAAUAGAGUUGAGGUGAACCAAAACUGUACGAAGAGGCUACCAGAUUCUUGAAGUGGAAAUAUUUUCACAUUCUUCGUAAAAGUUGCGUAUGUUUCGUUUUUGUUUCGGACUCUGUCCUGCUGCUGUGUGAUGUUGGUGUAAAGAUAUCUGAAGGAUCCACGUGUACCCUGCAUUCUGUUCUACCUCAGUUUAGCACUAUUUUCUCUGCAACUAGAACAGAAAGAUUAGAGCUUGGUGUCUUCAACCUCUUUAGGUUUGCUCUGCUCUGAAGCCUCCAUAAAGAACAAGAUGCCUUUUUUCAGAAAAAAAAAGAAAAAAAAAGAAAAGAAACAACAAAUGUUUGUCUCACACUACCUGUGCAAUUCUUCUGCUUUGAGUGCCCAGAUGACUCUGAACACCCCUUUGUGUAAACAUACACACAUAUUAUUGAUAGGGGUCUCUGUGGUGCCAUUUACUGGGGCCACGUUGCCUAAAGCCAGAAACAUACUCUACGCAAGUAUGCUAGUGCUUAUAGCAAUGAAGUUUUAAAGAUUGAUAGCGUUGUUGCUUUCCAAAAUGCGUCAGACUGCAAUUCAUAACAUAAUGCUAGUGACACUAGAAUCAUUACUAUAAACUUUUUCUACAUUUAUGCUGCGUCCCAAUUUGCAUACUGUUUGUCCUAAAUAGUGUUCAAAAUUAUAAUUGCUGUGUCCCAAAUGGUUGUAGGCCUGUGUUGAAAUGAGUGUUUCAAAGGUACUCAUGUGGUUCCAGGGACACUUUAGCAGGUAAUAUUGCCCACAACCCAACCCAUCAAUUAGAACACUAAAAAGUGUUUAAAACUACAAACAUGGUGGACAUGCGAGACCGAUGGUUAAGUAGGGAAAGUUUGUGAUUAUUAAUCAGUAUCUAAUCUGUUAAUAUAUAUGUAAUGUUAACCACAUUAUUAUAUAACAUUGUGAGCUUUUGAAAUGGUUUGUUUGGUCAUUCACUUUUAAAUGCAUCAUUAUGCAAACAGACUGGCAGAUCAAUGUGCUACUUAAUUUCUCUCCAAUAUGGUAGAAAACUAAAUUAAAUGCAAUGUGGAGGAUGUUAACUGUGACAAGAUGAUUGACAGGGUAGUUUAAACAAUGAUGGAAUACACACAACCAAGCAACAGAGCGGUCUGUUGAAGAUGCAGCUAUGAUGAAAUUGUAUGUACCAAAGAGAAAAUACUUUUAGGGCUUAGUAUAAUGUCGGUGAAUUGGGAUGCAGCAUCAGUACAGCUACUAUAAUGGUGGCACAAGAGUUUAUUUAUAGAAUGAUUGAGCUAGUUAAUCAAACUCUUUAUAUUUUUAUGUUUGUACACCCAGUUUCCUAGUGCAGACAUCUGAAGGAAACUCUAUCGCCCCUUGAGUAUGGAGGUAUCUUUCCUCCACAAUAUUGCAAGUAUGUGCAACAGGCUCUUGCAAUGCUUUAACUAAGCUUUUGCAUUUGUGUACUUGCAUACAGUAUGUUUCUAGCCCAAGGUAGCACAGGAUGUUGGUAACUGUAAGAGGAAACUUGUGUUUGAAUGUAUUUUUGUUUGUUUCUUGAUAUGUUUACUUUCUCUGAUCGUUUGUCAGCUUUUUUUGUCUAGCACUAGAGAGUUGAAGCGAUGUGUUCCCACAAUCGGCCUCUCUCUUUUUCUACCUUUAUCUCAUGUCUCAAAUGGUUUUUUUUGUCCACUGCAGUGUAAUUUGACACCAUUUUUAGGUGCUUAUUUAGCAGUUGGAGGCACCAGACCUCCAAUACAUGUGUGUGUAUAUAUAUGACAUAUCCUUAAAGAAAUAUCUGCUUUUUUGACAGACAUCCAGAUAGUCUUUUCAGUAGCUGUGAGACACCACUUUCUUCACAAUGUUCGUAAAGUGAUAUGUACACCCAAAGGACUACGAUUUCUAACCUUGUUUUGUCGUCUAAAGUGGUAUUUUCAUUCUGCUUUCUUGUUUUUGUUUUGUGUUGUUUUGAAGAAAAGUUACUAUUGUGCAAUUUGUCAAAUGCACUUUUAACGUUUUGUCUUAAAGGGGUCAUAUGACGUUGCUAAAAAAGAACGUUAUUUUGUGUAUUUGGUGUAAUGCAAUGUGUUUAUGCAGUUUAAGGUUAAAAAAACAUUAUUUACCACAUACUGUACAUUAUUGUUUCUCCUCUAUGCCCCACCUUUCUGAAACGCAUCGAUUUUUACAAAACUCAGCGGUCUGAAAAACGAGGUGUAAGCUGAAUGGUCAGCUCUCCAGUGCAUUGUUAUUGGCUGAAUACCUCAAGCGUGUGAUAGAAAUGUUAAGCCCCUUAAUGUACUGUGAUGCCUUCGACAAAACAAAACAAAUAAAACCCAUUACAAUUGAGGCACUUGUUGCAUGCAGUGGGGACAUAAUUACAGAUUAUAAUCUUUUUACGCGCUGCAUUCCAUUGCACUGCGUAAACAUCAAUCCAUGUCUGCAUUUGUGAUUGGAGAAAUAAAAAACAUGCGCUACUCUA